This is a messenger RNA of Dovyalis caffra, 612 nucleotides long. NCBI's taxonomy places the organism in Eukaryota, Viridiplantae, Streptophyta, Magnoliopsida, Malpighiales, Salicaceae. The record is from the annotation of a GenBank genome assembly.
AUGAAUUCUCCCAAACCUACUUCCUUACUUCUUUUCGUACUUGCCCUAGUCACUGCCAAGAUGGUCUUAGCAAGCGAUCCUGAUAUCCUUUCAGAUUUCAUUGCGCCCAUUAACACUACUGUUGAUGGAACAUUCUUCACCUUCUCAGGAAUGCGUGGAGUUCUUAGCAAAUUUCCUCAAAACUUCACGUUAACAAAAGCUACCAUGACUGAGUUCCCAGCUCUUAACGGGCAGAGUGUGUCAUAUGCCGUGCUUCAAUACCCUGCCGGCGGUCUCAACCCUCCUCACACCCACCCUCGGGCCGCCGAACUCUUGUUCCUUGUGCGUGGUACCUUGGAAGUUGGUCUUGUUGACACCAAAAAUGUGCUUUAUAACCAGACACUCCAAGUUGGAGACAUGUUCAUUUUUCCUAAAGGUCUUGUACACUAUCAAUACAACCCAGCAACAACACCAGCUACUGCGAUUUCUUCUUUCGGUAGUGCCAAUGCCGGAACAGUCUCUGUGCCUUUGUCCGUCUUUGCAACAGGAAUUGAUGAUGGAAUUCUUGCCAAGGCAUUCAAGACUGAUAUAUAUACCAUUCAAAAGAUCAAGUCCGGCUUCGGCAUGCCCUAA